GCGUGCGUGCGGUCUAACGGUAAACGGUGCUCCUGCGAGAGAGGGAGAGCGCGUGUGUGUGUGUUCGCCAGCCAGACAGAGAUAGCAAUAGCAGCAAGCUGAAGUGAGCAGCCAAACGCAGAUAAAUCAAAAAACGAAUGAUAGAAGGCAGAGUCCAAGAGAAGAGGAGCAGAAAUCACAAUCACACUUGCUGGCAUUUACCGUUCAACUUUUUUUUUGUGUGCAAAUUGAUGCGAAAUUAAUAAGGACAAGUAAUACACACAUACGCACACGUGGAGAGGACUUUUUGGGACCGCGAUGAUGGAGCAAGGUGUGCGAAACCAGACAACGAUGUCGACGACGACGAAUCGCAAUAGAACCGCCGGCGGCAUAGAAGCGCCCAGCAUAGCCACGGCAUCCGCAUCUGCAUCCGCGUCCACAUCCGCUACAUCCGCAGCCUCUGCGGCAUCCGCAUCCGCAUCCUCCUCCUCGUCGUCAUCGGUUUCAUCGGCCACUUGCUCGGCAACGAUUGUCCAGGCGAAGCAGCGACCUCCGCCUUUGAAAACGGCAACGACCACGGUGACCACCACUUUGGUGAGCAGCAGCGAGGGCGGCCAGCCCAUACCACCCACCGCCCAUUCGGGUGGGGGUCCAGGUGGUCCAGGUGGUCCUGGAGGUCCUGGUGGUGCCAGUGGGAGUGGCAGUUAUCGCGGUGCCGCCACCCUGACCACGCCCUCAACGCCCCGCAUCGAGCUAAGUCGCGCCUCCAGUUCGUCGCAUCACGAGGAGGACAGCCGGGAGAGCAGUCCGGAGAAUGUAUUCGAGCAGGUCGGCACUGGCACCCUACAGGAAACGAUUGGCCUUGGCUUUCGGGAGGAGGGCGCCCUCGAGCUGCGCAGCUCCACCGAGGAGCUGUACUUCAUGGAUCCCGAGCAGAAGAAGGAGGAGCAGGAGCGGAUCCAGCAGCAGCAGCAGCAGGCCAAGCGCUCCUCGCCGCACAUCUUCAAGUUCGACGAGCACCAGAGCUACCUGCAGCAGCACCAGCGCAAGGACUCGGCCUCCUCGGAGGUGGCGGCCCUGCUCUGCAUCUCGGGUCGCACCAGUCGCAUCUCGAGCGUGGGCAGCCAGGGAUCGGCGGUGAGUCGCCUGUCCGCCAUAUCGGGUGUCUCCCGUUCGCCCUCGCCGCAUCGCAUGCUCCUGGAGACCUCGUUCUGCGGUCCCAAGCCCGUCGAGCUGGGCACGUCCUCAGCUGGCGGAGGAGGCGGAGGAGGUAGUGGUGCCUCCACGGCGGCCAGUUCCUCGCACAGCCAGGCGGAUGGAAUGCCGGGUGCCGGCACAGUGGCAGCCAAUGCGGCGCUAUUGGAGCAACUACUCUUGGCCCGCAAACAUGAUCCCACCCAGGCGGUGCUCGCCGAGGGCAUCAAGGUCCUGCCCCCCGCUCCCGCUACCGCUUCCGCUCCCAGUCGCAGCAGCAGGAGCAGGCAGCCAACGGCGAAUGGUGAACAGAGGGCAGCGGAGAAGGUGAAGCCCACAAUUGGCGGACAGCGAAGGAGCACCAAGAGUCCCGGCCAAAUGGUGGUGGGCAAGACGGCCAGCGGCACGGAGUACAUAAGGAUCAAUCUGCGGCCGGAUCACAUGUACAGCGACAAGGGCAUCGCCUCCAAUGAGCGGGUGGUGGAGGCGCCCAAUCAGCUGGCACCUGUUUACUCCAAGCCCGCCUCGCUGAGUCUCCAGGGAACGGGUACCGGUGGCAUCGAGGAGCACCGCCUGACGCCCACGGCGAGUCCCAAGCCGGGCAGGCGGCUGACCAGCAGGUCACCCUCCCCGGCCACUGGAGGAGGCGGCGGAGCAGGUUCAUCCGUUUCUAGAAAGAGCUCUUUCAGUAGCCUCUUCCGCCUGGGCAAGGACUCACCGGAUUCGCCCAGGGAGACGGCUCGUUCGAGGAGCAAAAGCAAAGAGCGACCGGCCACCGCCUCGGCAGGAGGUGCCCCCGGAGGAGGUGGCUCCCAGAACGUAACGCCCAGCAAGCAAAAGUCCGUGCUGGCCAUCUUCAAGCCGGGCAAGCGGGGCAGUCAGAGCAGCAAGAGCUCCUCGCCCAUUGAGAGCAGCUUGGAGCCGACGGCGCCACCGCCACCACCGCCGGCACCAGGCUCCUCCGCCGCUGGCAAUCGGAUUCGCACUCCAGCCGGUUCCCGGCCAGGAUCGCGUCUACGCUACUACGACGAGCCCGUGGAGGGGGUCAUACAUAUACCGCUGCAUACGCCGCCGGAGGAGCGCGAAGCUCGAACCCUUCUCCAGGGCAUCCAGCAGCUUACCCAUGCGGCGCAGGCCAGCAUGGAUCCCUCGCCGCUGCCCACCCACCGUGGCUCCUCCGCCGCCGCUGCCCAGGCUGCGGGAACCCAGAUCACGGCCACCCAGCUGGCGGCGGCGGCGGCUGCACUGCGUCCGGUGGCCCAGCGCAGGCAGGUGGCCCAGCGGCCCGAUCUGGAUGCCAUCCAAUCGCUGCCCAGCCAGGAGGAGCCGCCGGGAAUGACUCCGGGAGAGGAGCAGGCGCCUGUGCCGCUCCAGCAGCCGCGUGGAGAGCAGACCAACUGGAGCCUGGAGGUGCAGCGACACAGCUCGCAGGACUCGCAGGAGACGACGGCCGAGUCCGUGGGCUCGGUGGUCAGUGCCAGGGCCGCCAAUCUCGCCCAGCAGCGCCUGCCCUCGGUGGAGAGCACGCAGAGUGCCUGCGAGCCGAGACUGGUGCACACGGUGGCCACCGUCAAUCCAGCUCCCCAUCCCAAUCCCGACCUGGAGACGGCGGCCGCCAAGGAGCGCAGGCGCCUCCUGUUCGCCACCCGCCUGGGUUCCGGCAGCCAGGAGCAGCUCUUCUCCACCCAGUUUAGUAUCUCCAAGACGGAGAGCCAAUCCAGUCAGCUGUCGGAGCAGGUGGAGCACUCCGGUUCGGAGACAACGACCACGGAUGGGUUGCAGCGCCAGGGAACCGUAAUCCGGAGGAUGGAGACCUCGGCACCUCCGCCGCCACCGCCACGGGGAGUCUGCAGCUCGGAGGAGGAGCAGGGCGGAGGAUCAGGAGCAGGAGUAUCAGGAGUGGUGAUGCGUUCCAAGCACAAAUCGCGUCCCAGUUCGGAGGACGAAGCUGCUCCGGCGGAUCUGCGCCAUUCGCGCUACUUGGAGAACUUCGAUGUGCGUCGCAAGCUGCACGAGAAUCUCACGGAGGCGGAGAGGGGACGAGUGGCCGAGCUGCCAGGUGGUGGUCAGGUCACCAUUCCCCGCAAGCCGAAGCGUCAGAGUGUCCCGGAAUCAAGACGUGAGACCGCAAGCUAUAGUUCUGGCACAGCCACGCCCACCACUCCCACACCCACGCCCACGCCCCUGGGUCCAGUGGGUCCAGCCAAGCAGCCACCGAGCGCAGCCACCACUCCAACCACUGGAGUUCCUGCAGUGACCUCUCCACCCGCCGCCGGCACCGCUCAAGCUUCCACCUCCGCCGCCUUGAAGGAGUCACCCAGGGAGCCACCUUCCCACAGGGAUCAACCCAUGCCAAUGCACGAUCCUCUGACCUCCACCACUCCGCCGAAUGCCACGCCGCCGCCGCCGGAACGUCGUCACUCGCAGUCCACGGACGAGCACGAGCCCAUCGAGUCGUCGGAGAGCGAAAGGGACUCGGACAUGGCCGGCAGCUCGUCGGUGACCACGGCAGUGCCGGCGGGCGGAGAGGCCGGGCGGCGGCACCACAACUUUCCGCGCAACGUGUGCGUCAUCGAGGAGCACGAGAGCACCGGCCUGGUGUCCCAAGAGUCCUUCGAGGACGAGCUGCCCUACAUACCCACCACGCUGCCCGAGGAGCGGGCCCAGGGCGUGCCCAUCAUCCCGAUGCGCGAGCGGGCCAAUAUGGAGCUGAAGACCUGUCCGGUGGACAGGCCGCGAUCCACAACGCCGCUGAAUCCCUCGCAUCUCGAGGAGUACUGCACGGGCAUAAUGACGCCGCAGGAGGUGCAGCCGCAGGAGAUCGAUGCACCAGGCUGCGUGGCUCCGGUGCGCGGCGAGAAGCUGCGGAUCAGCCUGCCGCGUAAGGAGUCCAUCGGCAAGGAGCGCAUCCAGAACUCCAAGUCGCCGCGUCGCGUCUCCAACACCAGUGGCAAAUCCUGGUUCGAGUUCGCCGAAGAGGGUUUGCGUGGCAACAACAAUCUGGAGCGCAAGGACUCCGGCAAGCAGCUGCUCCCGGUGGUCACGCCACCUCCGCCGCCGCCGCCUGCUGCCUCGAAUCUGGAGGAGCCCAAGCCGAAGGCAUCCACCCAGCGAAAGCUCUCCGGCCAUUGGAUCGAUUUCGAGAACAUACCCGAGAAGCGGAAGCCCGCCAAGCGGAUCACCACGCUGCCCAAGGAGACGCUGACGAGCAGUGUGGCCGCCACGGCCACCACCGCCUCCUCCGCCGCCGCCUGCGGCAGUGGUCACCACCGCUCCGGCCACCAUCACCAUCAUCAGCAGCUGGGAUCGAAGGCGAAUGCCGAGGGCGGCGACAAGCUGCACUACAACUACGUGAAGCCGGAGGACUGCCAGUGCGAGUGCCACGAGGCGGAGCGCGGCGAGUCGUCGAUUGGAACGACGGGAACGGCAGGAGCCGGCGGAGAUACCAGCACGGAGACGGGCACUGGCACGGGAACCGGAACGGGCAGCGAGUCCCUGGCCUCCGUGGAGAUACUGCAGCAGGGCGAGGACAUGUUGCCGCUGCUCGAACCCGACACCUCGACGGAGGGCAGGAUUUACGGGGACGAGGAACAGGUGCCACUGGUGCGUCACUCUGGCAAGGGCAUCUCCAAUCCCAGGACUCAACACGAGGAGUUUCCUCGUCGGGAUGACGGAUCAAGUCCUCGGAAUCGUCGGUUCCCCGACAGAAAGUAAGCAGUCUCAUUUCGAUUCUCGGACUGGAUCGGUUCUUUAUAUAGAUCUUCAGGGUAGCUAAGCCGGUAAUCUAUCUCUAUGUAAGUCGAGUCACUAAACUAAGGGCCUCCUGGCCUAUAUCCUUAAUGUACCUCAAGCAGAGUGGUUGUUAAACGUUCAGAGGCCGAGGGACAAUGAUCGCUAGACAAUGAUGCGUAUUACCUUUCGACUCGAUUACUCGUAGCUAAAGAAAAAUAAACAAAACAAGACGUAAACGCUAUAUGGAAACUCUAUAUACAAAACAAAAGAAAUAUACUUUAAAACCACAUACGAUAAUAUGCAUACGAUACUCGGAACAUACGAUACAUAUUUAGCUCAUGAAUGUACAUGGUUAGGGUAAUUUUUUUGAUAGCAACAAUUACAAACACUCACUCUACAUACAUAUAUAGCAAUCCUGACUUUUCGCUGGCAAUUUUUACUAUAUGUGAUCUCAGAUAAAGUGUUGGACAUCCGAUCGGAUUCUCUAGCUGUAAGUCGGUGUAUUUGUGUGUAGUUUGUUAACUAGCUCCGGAGUCCGGAAUCCAGAAUCCAGAGUCCCUAGGCUUAGUCACUCCAAUCUUGACAUAUAUAUACAUUUGUAUAUCGUCGUCUGUGCCCGUUUGUGUGUGUGUGAGUGUGUGUGUUUUGGAGAUCUAUAAAUAGAUAUAACUCUCUGUAACACCACCUUCGCGAUUUCGACCCAUAUCUCUAGGAUCUCUUACGAUGAAACACACUGAACGAUCUAUGAAACGAGUUGUAAUCGUUUUCAGUUGAUCAAAGUCAAACAAAGCAAAAAAAACACAAAAAGUAGCCUGAUGCAUAGCCUUUAGUUUAGUUGAGUUCGAAUUCGAAGCGUUAGUUAGUUAGUCAGCCCCGAUUUUGCCGGGCGUGUUGUAAAUACAUAAGUCUAAACUAGAGAACAGUAUUCGAUACAAAGGGUUUUUGGCAUUUUUUUUCCGCCAAAAGUUUGUGAACUUUAAAAUGAGUUUAUUAUAUAUACAUGAAUAUUACUAUAAAGCCAACAAACUGCCAGCACACACACACUUGCCAUAGGAGAAGUUCCUUUUUUGCUUUUCGUUUUUAGUUUUUUCGGGGGUAACCUGUUUGGUGACCCCGACCCCGGUUUAUGCGCCCCAAGAAAUCACGAUACGAAUACGACCUAUAAACUAGCUUAGCCGAAAGAUGUUUUCCCUCACUUACUAUCAUACGAAGUAAAAAAACACUACCUAGCUAGCCUUUGAAAUUCCUAAAUACUUUAUUGAACUUAGCGGACAACGGACAUUCAUUGAAUUGAAGCAAAAUCAAGCAAAUAAAAUUUAAAUUAAUAUUAAUGCAACUUAAGGAAAAACAUAUAGGUAAAUUAUACAAUACAUAA
Drosophila takahashii is the source of this 6280-nucleotide messenger RNA. RefSeq lists its product as uncharacterized. Lineage: Eukaryota; Metazoa; Arthropoda; Insecta; Diptera; Drosophilidae. The record is from RefSeq and is a predicted model, not a curated record.